AUGACUCGACUUUUUUCCCUUGAAUUCGAAUCCUCCGCCGCUGCAACUGGAUUCCGGCGAGUGCCGCGUCGCCUAACGCCGGCGAGUUCACUUCCGUCUGCUGCUGUUUCCUGGUUUGGGUCGCGACCAGCGGCGCUUGGCCUUCGGCCGCGCCGCUCAGUCGCCUGGAACUGCUGCUGCUCGCCCGGAGUCGCGGUUGCUUCUUCUCCUGUUGCAGAGCUCCGACGACUGCUGCUGUUCGUCGAGGAGUCCGCCGACUGCUGCUGUUCGUCGAGGAGUCGCUGCUGCUCGCCCGGAGUCGCCGCUGCUGCUUCUCCUGUUGCAGAGCUCCGACAGCCACCACCGUCGUCGGCUGCCGCUGCCUCGCCCAAGGCCGACUUCUGCUGCCAAACAUCGAACGCUGCUGCUGUAGGGAGGCCGGCGAACAGCCGGGUGUUCGCCGUUUCCAGUUCUUCUCCGAGUUCCGAAGCCGGUGAGAGCUCCAUCAUCGCGUCGUCUCGUUCGUCUCUCGGUUCAGGCGAAGUCGCCCCUGCUCAGCUGGACGACCUCCGCCUCCUCUUCAUCGGUCCGCGUCGACGUCAUUUGGUACCCGUCCCCGGUUUAAUGAAAUCAGGUGAAUAUCAAGGUGGGGGUGGACGAAUUUACACAAGGUCUCACCUUGAACUUGGCAGGGCACCGAAUGAAGAGCUCCUUCCUGUUUUGCUAGAAACCUUAAGUGUGGAAUGAGAAUGAAGUUCUUGUUUGCUGCAAAGAGAGGUAAAAAGGGAGGAGGGCUGUAUUGUUGGGGUGCGAGAAUGCAGCAGGCUCAAGAGAAGUUAGGGGAGUGUGCAGCACAUGUCUCCACCCCCUUUUUCUUUUUCCCAUUUUCUUGAACUUAGGGAGGGGUGGCAGGUGGUGGAGUAGGAAAGUGGUAGAGUGUAAACCGUAGGGAGUGCAUUCCCUUCUUCAUUUUCCUUUGUUGCAGAUGGUAGAUAAGCAUGUGUGUGUAUGGUUGUAAAGUAUGAUGUGAUCUAAAUAUAAUCCUUCAGUGUUGUUGCUCUA
Salvia miltiorrhiza (redroot sage) is the source of this 1041-nucleotide messenger RNA. RefSeq lists its product as uncharacterized. The coding region runs from base 1 to 726 and encodes 241 amino acids. The transcript has 3 exons. NCBI's taxonomy places the organism in Eukaryota, Viridiplantae, Streptophyta, Magnoliopsida, Lamiales, Lamiaceae. The record is from RefSeq and is a predicted model, not a curated record.